Trypanosoma theileri is the source of this 3537-nucleotide messenger RNA. RefSeq lists its product as uncharacterized. The record is from RefSeq and is a predicted model, not a curated record. Bases 1 to 3537 code for a protein of 1178 amino acids. The transcript has a single exon. Lineage: Eukaryota; Euglenozoa; Kinetoplastea; Trypanosomatida; Trypanosomatidae.
AUGGUUUACUGCGGUGUCUGUGGGGCAUUAUUUGAUAAUGGACAAACACUUUCCAUACAUCAACAGUUGUACUGUACUGGUGGUAAUCUUGUGAAUGGAAUACGUCCUUCUCCCCCUACAGCUCCAUAUAUAUAUCCCAACAAUAACAAUUACACAAUGAACCCACCAUACACAUUUAAUACGUGUAGUCCAAUGGGUGUUCAAAAUAAUCCUGUUGCUACUGCUGCUGCUGCGAUGUCUGCUCCAAUAGUGAGAGCUCCACCUAUGCAAGUCGCCCCAGAGGCUCCUCCGUUCACGUUACCAGCAAGGGAAAUGUAUAUGUAUGAUCAGAUUGUACAGGCGGUGGUGAAUGCUGUUCGUACACAGCAGGAGGUGGCAAAUAAAAAUCAAAGUGAAGUUGAACGUCUGCGGCUUGAGCUGCAAGCCAUGAAGUUACUAACACCGGAGGAGAGACAACCCACAGUAGACUACUACUCCCACCAUCGGGGUGAGAGACGGCAUGAAUACCAACAACAACUGCAGCAACUCCAACAAGAACAACUGCAACAACAACACCAACAACAACUUCAACAACAAUUGCAACACCAACUGCAGCAACAGCAGCACCAACAACAACUCCAAGAACAACUGCAGAAACUACAGCAACAACAACAAGAACAACAACAACAACAACUGCAUCUAAAACAGCAGAAACAACAACAGAAACAACAGCAGAAGCAGCACCAAGCCCAAGAACAGCAACAAGAUCUACAGGUGUUAUCUGUUGAGAGAUCACGUCACCGGCAGCAGGGCCCUGCGGUAUUUGUCGCUCCAAAAAAGAAUGAGAUGAAUGAAACCUCGUCUUCUUAUUCACCGUUUCCAACAAGUUCUUUAUUGUAUGCGAAAAGAUACGCAUUAUGGGUAGAUCAUUUGGAGGGAAUAGAUAUUCAAGUGCCUUUAACAGAUGUUGUCCUUUCCAUUGAGCAGUACCGCCUCUUCGCUGGUGAAGAGGGUUGUUUGCUAGAAUCUUUGGCGCUGAAACAAUAUCGAAAUGUUGACAUUCGUCGUGAAGGGGUGGACACUUUUUUAAUUACUCUCGACAACCCCAUGGAGUUUAGAGUAGCAAAGGCAAAAGAUCUACAUAUUUUCAUCAUUACCUUCAGUUUUAAGGGAAGACCAUUGUUUUGGGCCUCUGUGAAUGCUCGUCAGGAGGGAUUGUGGAUGGGUGCGUUGCGCCGUAUUCCAGUGGAUGUGCCCAGCGCCUUGCAGAUGAACAGUAGUUGUAUGCAAAAUGCAAUGAUUCGAGGAACGAUUGCUUGUCAUCCGGAUGAUGAUGUUUUAGUGCAGGCGGAACAGUAUUUAAGUAGUAACCCGUUUGUACAUCUUAAGAGUGAAGAACCGUUAGAACCGCAUGCAUCUAAGAGGAAUACAGUUACAAGAGACUCUCCGCCCAGGUCCAAGGAACGUUUAUCAACUGGGGGAAAUGCUUCAACUGAACAGAAGCAACAUCCACCUACUCACUCAGAAAGACGUUCAUCUCAUGAGAAGGAUGUUUCAACUGAACAGAAGCAACAUCCACCCACUCACUCAGAAAGACGUUCAUCUCAUGAGAAGGAUGUUUCAACUGAACAGAAACAUCAUCCACCUACUCACUCAGAAAGACAUCCAACACCUGGGGGAAAUGGUUCAACAGAGCAGAAACAGCAACCAUCAUCUGUUUCAGCACAGCCGCCAAAGUCAGAGACUACUCCCCAAAAAGCUCCAACAGAGCAGAAACAGCAACCAUCAUCUGUUUCAGCACAGCCGCCAAAGUCAGAAACCACUCCUCAAAAAGUUCCAGCAUAUGUGCCUAAAGACAUGAAGGCUGUUGAAGAGCACAUGUUAGAUAUUAACUUUGAUGAAAAUGGUAACGUUAUUGUACCACCAAACUACAAAAAUGAUGUGAAUAAAAUGGAAAUGUUUUCUAAAGAAGAUGAGGAAUUGGAUACUGAUGCAAGCUUAAUUUUUGGACUACGUUCAGAAAAUGAUAUAUCGCCAUUUUUGGGGGGUUCAAGUAAUGAUACUACGAUGAAUGAAGUGAACUUUAGCAUAACUGCAGUUACUGGGCUUCCGCUUGAUGCAGCGUUCACCCGUGUAUUGGUGUAUAUUUUAGAGUAUAUGGAUAUUGAAACUGGAGAAACAGUAAAUUUGGCUGAUAAUCCUGCACUCUUUAUGCAACCUCCAAAUAUUGUUCAAUAUCAAGACAUUAAUGACAGUACAACUUGUCCUAACUUUUUUAUUGAUAUGAAAAGCAUUCCUGUCACUGAUACAACUUUUGCCGUUGUUAUCAUUGAAUACAUAACUGCCAAAGCGGAUGGUCCAUAUGUAUUUGGUCAUGUUGGUAUACCUAUUCAUAACGGAUUAAUUACGGGAAAAUUUAUCUCACGCGUUAGACUAGGUGACCCAAGAAGGCCUGAGGCCCGUAACGUAAAUGGUGGUGGUGAUAUUCUCGCAGAACGUAAGGCCAUGGGCAACUAUUCCCAGAUGAUGAUAGAAGAAACCAUUGACUCACAAGCCCUUUACUAUAAAUUAUUCACACCACCUCAGGGACGUGCAGAAUGUUGUCCAUGUGGUUUUGUUAUUUGGUGUUUGAAUGGAGAUAAAGAGGGUCCGUGCUUUGAUGCCCCACGUCAGCCUAAACCCUCCAAAGGUGAACAUCAUCUUUUCUUCUCACGUUCUGGAAAAGACCUUCACACCACUCCGUGCUUUGAAAACCUUGAAGCGGCUGCAGAAGGAUUUAAAGGAAUUCCAAAACCAAUGGGGAACAAAAUUAAUUACAUAAUCCCAUAUGAAGAGAAGCGUGGGUUCUUUGUAGCUAUUGAAAGUUUGCAUGGUUUGGAUAAUGAAUGUGCGCUCUAUGCUGUUGCUGUGGACUUGGGAUGGGAUGGACCAGAUGGUCUCAUGUAUACAUCUCACCGUGACUGGUCCUCAGAUGUUGGUGCACCACGGUUUUCUGAUCCUAUGCAUGUUCUAACUGGAGUAACUGAAGAUCCGACUGCGUUUGCUCUAUUUUAUCUUAUUAAGAUAACCAACCUUCAAACAAUAUCGAAGUAUGGUGCCGCACAGUUAAAAACAGAGACGGCUGCUUGGUCGAUACUGAGACUGUUCUCCGAUGAUAACUCACUUCGUCAUGGACAUUACGCAAUACCGUGGUUCCCUGGUGAACCCCCAGAAGAGUUGCUAGACGACCUGGAGGCAGAGCCUAUGGAAAAAGUCAUUCUCUCUUGGUUUAAGAAAAGUGCAUUACGUUACUCAGACGAACAAUCUACCAUUGUUCUUUUCGUUGGUGAUCCUAUUGAUGCCGAGCAGUUGCUUGUUAAUCACCCAGGGCGACCACUGCCUCAACGACUUCUCGUUCCUGCGUCUCAGCGAGACACAUUCCCGUGUUUAGAGUACGAGGGAGCUAUUGGAUACACACAACAGCAGUUGGUGCGUGAUUUGGGGUUGAAUACGUCAGAAGUAGAGGCAGCCGUAAAUUCAUGUGUCCAGAGUUAUGUAAACGAGAAUAUUGGGAAAUAA